This is a messenger RNA of Anthostomella pinea, 852 nucleotides long. The record is from the annotation of a GenBank genome assembly. NCBI's taxonomy places the organism in Eukaryota, Fungi, Ascomycota, Sordariomycetes, Xylariales, Xylariaceae.
AUGCCGCAGUCUUCUGUCGGGACAUCAAAUUGGCGAACCGUCCGUCCCGGGCCGGUCGCCGACCCCAAGGAGGCUUCUCAGCAGCCGCUACCACAAAACCCUAUGCGGCUCAUUCCGUUUAUUGGGCGGCCCGCCGCCCUCAGAAGAACCAGAGACUCCAAUAAAACGAAGAUUCUACGGAAUGCAGACGGAAGUUUUCCUUGCCCUCAUUGUGACAGAACCUUCACCCAGACCGGGCCCUUGAACCGUCACCAGCUCAUCCACACCGGCGAACGCCCGCAUAUGUGCGAAUUAUGCGGCAAGAAGUUUGCCCGAGCAGAUGAAUUCAGGAUACACUUUAGAUUGUGCUCCACUCGUGGAAAGAACCCAUUACCUACCGCGGCGCAACUUCCAUUCUCCCCUCCCAAGCCUGACGCCGUGCGCCAGAGCUGCCUCCAUUUGCCAAUCGGUAAAAACACCAGAGUGAUGAUUCUACCAAACGCAGAAGGAAGAUAUCCUUGCCCUUACCCUGGUUGUACUAAGGACUACCAGCGGCGUAAUGACGCAAGGGGUCACUUGCGCAGCCACGAAAAAAACCGCCCCGUCAAGAAGAACGAUAUCCAGAAGGAAGAGGGCGAUGCGAGCCAUGUGAAUGGCAUGAGCAACGUUCCUGACAACCUUGAGGAACCGUCAUGUGGUAUGGGAGAGAUGACCAACCACUCGAACCCGCUCUAUGGAUUAAGCCCCGUCAGGUUUGCGGUGGAUGAGUACGGGACACUGGGGUAUGAUGGUGGAGAUCCGCGCGUCAUUCCCUUUGACCUGAUUGAUCCUCAACUACUUCCUUGGUCCAGUAGUAGUCGCAUGGACGCCUAG